Molecule: messenger RNA, 1563 nt
Organism: [Candida] anglica
Lineage: Eukaryota; Fungi; Ascomycota; Pichiomycetes; Serinales; Debaryomycetaceae
Source: the annotation of a GenBank genome assembly
AUGUCUGAUAUUGAAAAAUCAGGAGUUAAUGUCGUCGUCUCUCUGGUAGAUAUUGAGAGUCAAAACAAAGAUGAGGUAAUUGGUGUGAUUAUCUCUCCCUCCGGGAAGCCAAUCCAAAUCACUGGUGAUGUCGAUGUAGCUAUGAAAUAUGCCAUCAAUAACAAAGAAGGUCAUAUCGAGCUUGACGAGAUUACCUCAAAGCGUAUCUUACGUAAGAUUGACAUGUUCCUUCUCCCAGUGUUGUGUUUGUUGUACUGUUUCCAAUUUAUGGAUAAGCUUUCCAAUGCAUACGCUUCAGUCUUGGGUCUCAGAACUGACUUGAAGAUGGUUGGUGAUAUGUACUCUUGGACAGGUACUUCCUUUUACAUUGGAUACCUUUUCUUUGAGUUUCCUGCUUCCUAUUUACUUCAACGUUUCCCCGUAGCAAAGACAGUGGCAGCAUUCAUUAUCACUUGGGGCGUGGUUUUAUGUUGCCAUGCGCUUCCUCAGUACGCCGGAUUCAUUGCCUUGAGAACCUUGUUGGGGAUGCUUGAAUCAUCCAUCACUCCAGCCUUCACCAUCAUCACCGCUCAAUGGUACACUCAAGAGGAACAGUUCAUGCGGGUCGCCUGUUGGUUUGCCUGUAAUGGGUUUGGUACUAUUUUAGGAGGUGCCAUUUCGUAUGGAUUAGGCGAAAACCAAGAACUGUACACCAUUAGAGCCUGGAAACUUGUUUUUGUGGUCACUGGGUGUCUUACCAUCUUUUUAGGUAUUGUUGUAGCCAUACAUAUCCCUGACACUCCAGCCCAAGCUUGGUUUUUAACUAAUGAGGAAAAGUCCCUUGUCGUGGAACGUAUCAGAACCAAUCAACAAGGUUUUGGUAACAGACAUUUCAAGAAACAUCAAUUUAUCGAGGCUGUUACGGAUUACAAGACUUGGCUUAUCUUCUUUUUUGGACUUGCAAGUAAUAUCCCCAAUGGUGGUAUGACCAAUUUCGGUAAUAUCUUGUUGACUGAAGAUUUGGGAUAUGCUCCACAACAAUCACUUUUAAUGCAAAUGCCAGCAGGGGCAGUUGAAAUUGUUGGUUGUAUUGGUCUUGCUUAUAUAUCAACAUUGGUAAACUCUCGUAUGCUUUUAGCAUUCAUAGGUACUGGCUUUACCGUGAUGGCUCAAUGUUUCCUUGCCUUUGGUAAGCAACCCGAGCUCAGAAUGGCUGGGUACUCCUUGUAUGCGUUGGGCCCCAUUGGGUUCAUUUGUAUGUUGUCCGUGGUGGCUUCAAAUGUGGCUGGCCAUACAAAGAAGGUUACUACUAACGCGAUUUUCUUAAUCGGGUAUUGUGUGGGUAAUUUGAUUGGCCCACAAACCUUCCGUGCAGAACAAGCACCGAAGUAUCAAGGAGCAAAGACCACUAUCGUCAUUUGUGGAAUAAUUUCUUUAGUGAUCAUUGGAGCCGUCUGGUACGCAUAUAUUUGGGAAAACAAGAAGAAGGACAAGAUCAAUAAGGCUGACUACCCAAAGUUUGAAAACCAAGAGUUUGCUGACUUGACCGACAAGGAGAAUGUAGAUUUCAGAUAUCAAACAUAA